Messenger RNA from Toxoplasma gondii ME49, 546 nucleotides. RefSeq lists its product as hypothetical. NCBI's taxonomy places the organism in Eukaryota, Apicomplexa, Conoidasida, Eucoccidiorida, Sarcocystidae. The transcript has 2 exons. Bases 1 to 546 code for a protein of 181 amino acids. The record is from RefSeq and is a predicted model, not a curated record.
AUGGCUUCGGGAGCCUCGGGACGCGCGGCGGCGGCUGCGGCCUCGGCAGCGCUUGCCGCGGCGCCUGGUAGCUGGGGAAGCCGGUGUCGACCUGUCUCGUUCCUGGCGCGAAGCAUUUGCCUCCUCACAGGCUUCGGCUUCAGCUACUCGUUCGCGAAUCCCGACGACGACACCGUCUACGAAAUGUUUCCGCUGGAGACUCAAAACAAAUUCGCACUCGUCAGUCUCUUCAGCGUCGACAAGGACAAGAUGCGCGAGUUCGAAAGCCGCGCCAAGGACUGCUGUCGAUUCAACCAACAGCAACAAGGGUAUCUGUUCACUCGUCUCUUGCGCGCCAAGGACCCGGCGACGGCGCCUUUCCAGUUUCUGCAAAUCACUACCUGGCUGACUAUGGACGACUUCCUCCUGGCGAGAGACAAGCCGACAGGCGAGAAACUGAGAAACGCGCUGCCCGUACGCAAAGCCGCUCUUCCUGUCCUCUAUCAGAACGUCGCCGACGACACAAAGUACACCCCAGCCGCCGCGAACGCGCUUCCCAAAGUGUGA